Molecule: messenger RNA, 3518 nt
Organism: Misgurnus anguillicaudatus (oriental weatherfish)
Lineage: Eukaryota; Metazoa; Chordata; Actinopteri; Cypriniformes; Cobitidae
Gene: rhobtb3
Product: Rho related BTB domain containing 3
Molecular function (GO): protein binding
Source: RefSeq, a predicted model, not a curated record
UGUAUUGGAAACCACUGUAUAACGGUCUCUGUGAGUCUCUACCAACGUGUUGGUAGGAUGUGAUCUGGUGGAUGGGAACAAGCAGAUUAAAUCCUCCUGGAAUUUAAGACUCAUAUUUUUUGUUUCAAUAGUGGAAAGCUGUAAUGCUAAUAGUAAUGGAAAGCAUUAGAAUUUAUGUAUUUGUUUUCAUCUGGGAAGCUUUUUAAUAGACAAUCAGUGAUGUGUAACGGUAAGCUAAGCACACCAUGCAGUUGUAUAGGUCAGUAAACACGUCCCACAGGCGUCAUGCAGUAAGACGUCGCCAUAACCAGCAGCAUGUCUGAUAUAUUUGGUGGACAUCAUUCACAGGCUCUGGAAUAACACUCGAAGCCAGCAUUUAAUGUCAGAUCAAUGACUGAAACUACCAUUGCUUUAUACAGCCAAGAAAGCACAGGAGCCCGUGUGCGCAGUACAUGCGCGUGGCGCGGAAAGCAAGUGUCCACGUUCGUCCGAUCGUGUGCUGAGUCAGGAGACACCAACUCGUUUUUUCCUCCAUAUUCGCUUCACUUUCCUCUAUAUCCUUAUCUCAUUGACCCAUGAGCUUUGACGUUGCGCUCAACUGACGUCUGUUUUCAGGGAUCAGACCGUGCCAUGCGUCCCGAGAAGCGGAUCCCCGCUUUGUCGUGGAGUCUGAAGUUGUUUCCAUUGUAGCGCAGGAUCCAGUUGAUCAUUUCUGGCGUGAUCUCUCUGUGUUUACGGUCGCGCUCUUCACCGGACCAUUGCGCACCCGACGCGCGCGUUUCAUGAAUGAACGAGGCUGUUUUUCGGUUCGCUGAGGGAUUAUACCGUGUCCGACCUUCAUUGCGGAAAAACCUUGUCGGGGACUGAUGUGAAAGCCCGCCGCUAAAGAACGUGCUCCUCGUGCCUUGAUCCUGUUGUGAUCAUGUCUAUACACAUAGUGGCCCUGGGUAGCGAGUGCCCUGGGGGCGUUGGGCCUGGGGAGGAGACUGCCGGCCCUGGGCAGAUCCAAGGUGGGCUGCUGUGGAGUUACCUUGGCCAUGGAGCUCGGGAAUUGGAUCCAAACUCUUUGACGCCAUCUAGGCAUCCUCUUAACCCUGCGUUUAUGGAGUACCAGUCUAGAGUGUUUGGGGACGUUCGAGUUAUGGUGCGAGAUUGCACAAGCUGGGACCUUUUGGACAGUGACUGGGCGAAUGUGCGAAGUGUUCUGGAGCAGGCCGACAUCGUGGUCAUUAAGUACUCUGUGAAUGAUAAACUGGCCUUUCAGCAGCUCCGAAAUGGAUAUGCACAUAGGCUCCGCCCACUUUUUCGCCAUUGGGGCGUGCCUGUGAUUCUGGUAGCAGUGGGGGCGAGGCUAAACGAUGAAGGUCCGCCGUGCACAUGUCCUCUCUGUGCAUCAGAUUGGAGCAGCUGUGUACCUCACAGUGAAGGUCUUCAGCUCUCCAGGGACCUAGGAGCCACUUACCUGGAGCUGCCCUCCCUAAAUAAUUUCUUUGUUGGGCGAUACUUUGGCAGUGUGCUGGAAUACUUCAUGAUUCAAUGCCUGAAGCAGAAAGCUAAAGAACGGCCGGACAAACGCCGGGGUCAAAGAUUUACCGAGCCCCGUCCCCCUCAUUUGGACCAGCCAGCACGUCUUCCACCGGUGAGAGUCGAAGAGUCCAGCUUUUCUCAGGACCUGCAGUGGCUGCUGGAGCGCGGCGUUCAGUUUGCCGAUGUGGCGUUCUAUGGCGGGGAUGCUGGGAAAGAGCUGGGAUGGGCACACGCGUCCGUGCUGUGUGCCGUCAGUCCUUACUUCAAACAGUUGCUGGUGGGACGACAAGCCUGGGAAAGGCCAGUGUCACGUUGCACCUGUAGGGAAAGAGACGGCCCUCACUCGCUCUUGUCCACGUGGGAUGGAGGUAUAGAUGAUCUACCCAGAGUGGAUGGCCAUCCUACCGGACACCUAUCCCGACUUGUUGUGAAGGACCAGCUGUUGUGUUUAUGCCUGUGGGAGACAUUAAUGUUUCUUUACCGAGGGGCCUGGGAAUGGGAAUACCUGGAGGAAGCCAUUGCUGAAAAAUUAAAGAACCCUUUGGCUGUGGCCCAGCUGAUGGACCGAAUACGCUCAUUCGUCGGGAGAGAAAAGGCCCCCAGGGACACACCCACAGCCCGCUCUCAACCGGGUCCUCUAACACUGGGCAGCCUCUUUAAUUCCCCUCUGUACUCUGAUGUUAUCUUCAUGGUGCAAGGCAAUGUACUGCCAGCACACAGAGCCGUGCUUGUGGCCCGGUGUGAUGUCAUGGCUGCCAUGUUCAGCGGGAAGUACGCGGAGGCACGGAGUCGUGUGGUGCCCAUCCAUGGAGUCUCGUCAGACACCUUCCUAGCGUUCCUGGAGUACCUUUACACUGAUACCUGCUGUCCAGCCAGUGUGUUGCAAGCCAUGGCCGUGCUCGUCUGCGCAGAGAUGUAUCAGGUGAAGCGUCUGCAGCACUUGUGUGAGGUGUGCGUCUGCGCGUAUCUUCAGAGCAUGCCCAGUCGAGAGCUGGCAUCUACGGGUAUCAGUGUGAUACGCUUACUGAAAAAAGCAAAGUGUCACAAUGCUGAUCAACUAUACGUCUGGCUCCUCCAUUUCAUUGCCAAUAACUACCUGAUCUUCAGCCACAAGCCAGACUUUCUUGAAUUAUCAGAUGAGGAGCGUGAGCAGGUGGAGCGACUGCGCUGGCCUUCCAGAGGAUACCUGCAGGAGCUCAGCGAGUACCAGCAACGCAGACGACAGGUCCGCAAGUCGCGCUGCAACAUCAUGUGACCCAUUCUUGACCCCCUGUCGACAAGAAGCGGGGGUGAAAAUAACGAAAGAACAGAGACUGGACUCCAAAUUGCAAUCAGGAUGAAAGAGACCCCCGUUUGACCUACGCGUCGAUGUUGGGGAAUUUGGAUGUACUUUAUUUACUUGAACUUUGACCUCUGACCCUGUGACAUAAAUGAAUUCCCAGCGGACUGUGAGAAUCCCGUGUAUGGGAAUAUGAUGUCAUGUAGGUCCCAAUGACACUAUGGCUAUGGCAAAAACUGACAUGCAUUACGGUAAAUACUGUAUCUGUAUCAUCUAUAUGACCACGGCCAAACAAUAAUACCUGGUUGGGCCGAAAACGUUUGGUGCAAUGAACUUUUCAACAACGAUUAACCCCAGUGUUAAACAGGGUAGGGUCAACCUUAUACUCUCCAUUGAUAUAAUACUCUCAUGGUAUUUCAUGGUGAGAUAAUUUCUUUCUGAUCAGUGGUUACUCUUGCAAUAUAUCUCGAAUAACAUUUUGAAUAUUUAUUUUUUCCCAUGAGAUUAUAAUUUGAAUAUUAUGCAGCUAUUUUUGUAACACAUGUACAUCUGAGAUUUUUAUUUCAAGAAAAAACGUACAAUGUACGCAUCGAGCAUGUGGAUCGCCUCGUAGUACACUUGGUCUGGUCAACGUAGAGCCAAUGCCGGCUGUCUUUAGUCUAGUUCAGUUAUGUUGACUCUCAUAUCAGGCUGAAUAAAGACAUUUUAGAAG